Messenger RNA from Vicia faba (fava bean), 981 nucleotides. Lineage: Eukaryota; Viridiplantae; Streptophyta; Magnoliopsida; Fabales; Fabaceae. The record is from the annotation of a GenBank genome assembly.
AUGAAUCUUAUAAAUUCUCCCAUUCUUGGUACAAAAGUAUCACUGCAUUCCUUCACCCCAAAACCCAAAGCUAUUAUCAAAAACACCCACACCAACUCUCAUAUUAUUAUCAUGCCCAAAAAACGUGUUAACUCGGACGAGUCAAACAAACUCACCACCACCACCACUGAGUUUGAUGACUCGCUGGAACCCACCACCACCAAACCAUGCUUAUGUGGAAGAAGGCACUUCAUUGAAGCUGCUGCAACUGCAACACUCACAGCAGCCACACAGUCUGCCACAGCCACAAAUUCAGAUUCUGAGUACACAGCUUUGGUUAACAAGUUUCACCCACCUAAACCUGAUUGGUAUCAAAAGUUCUUUGCUUGGGUUCUUAAUUCAUUUACUAAAUCUUAUGAAGCUGAGGUUGGUCAGUACAAGUCUCAAAUCUUCAGCAUCUUGCAGGAGAAAAAGGCUAACAAAAUCCUGGAGAUUGGCAUUGGAACUGGUCCUAACCUCAGUUAUUAUGCAAGUGAUUCUAAUGUGCAGGUUGUUGGGAUUGAUCCUAAUCCAGAGAUGGAGAAGUAUGCUCGGUCUUCUGCUACAUCGGCUGGAUUUCCACUCUCGAAUUUCGAGUUUAUACAUGCUGUUGGGGAGGUUAUACCAUUAAGUGACGCUUCCGUCGAUGCAGUUGUUGGAACACUUGUAUUGUGUUCUGUUAAAGAUGUUGAUCUGACACUUAAAGAAGUGACGAGGGUGUUGCGACCUGGUGGAGUGUAUGUGUUCGUGGAACAUGUAGCUGCAAAAGAUGGAACGUUUCUCCGAUUUUUCCAGAGAGUUCUUGAUCCGCUGCAACAGACAAUUGCAGAUGGGUGUCAUCUUUCUAGGGAAACAGGAGACAGUAUAUCAAAAGCUGGAUUUUCAAGUGUUGAGCUAGACAUGGCUUUCUUAUCAAAUGCUACAUUUGUAAAUCCUCAUGUAUAUGGAAUAGCUUACAAGUAG